UGUAGUUGCUUUCACAGCUGAGCAGAAUUUGUGAAAAAUAAUAACUUCUAAAAUAUUUUGAGCUUUUAACACUUUAAACAUAAUACAUUUAUUAAAAUAAAUGGCUACUUUAGAAGACAAAUCUCUCUGGGAAGAUGGAGAGGAGGUUUUGGGUGAGGAUGUUUGGAGAAUGUCAACUGAUGAAGUUGUAUCUAGAACACGUUUAUUAGACAAUGAGAUCAAAAUUAUGAAAAGUGAAGUAAUGCGUAUUUCUCAUGAACUUCAGGCACAAAAUGAUAAAAUUAAAGAGAAUACAGAAAAAAUUAAAGUAAACAAGACAUUACCAUACUUAGUAUCUAAUGUUAUAGAAUUGUUAGAUGUUGAUCCUCAAGACAUGGGGGAAGAAGAUGGUGCAGUUGUUGAUUUAGAUGCACAAAGAAAAGGCAAAUGUGCAGUUAUUAAGACUUCCACUCGUCAAACAUAUUUCUUACCUGUAAUUGGAUUGGUUGAUGCAGAAGCAUUAAAGCCAGGUGAUUUGGUUGGUGUCAAUAAAGACAGCUAUCUUGUUCUUGAAACAUUACCUGCUGAAUAUGAUGCAAGAGUCAAGGCUAUGGAAGUAGAUGAAAGACCUACAGAACAAUAUUCAGAUAUUGGUGGCUUAGACAAACAAAUCCAAGAGUUAAUAGAAGCAGUUGUUUUACCUAUGACACAUAAGGAGAAAUUUGAGAAUCUUGGUAUUCAGCCUCCCAAAGGUGUGCUGUUGUAUGGGCCACCAGGUACUGGCAAAACCUUAUUAGCUAGAGCUUGUGCUGCACAAACAAAAUCCACUUUCUUGAAACUAGCAGGCCCACAACUUGUUCAAAUGUUUAUUGGAGAUGGUGCAAAGUUAGUAAGAGAUGCAUUUUCACUUGCAAAAGAGAAGGCACCCGCGAUUAUUUUCAUAGACGAAUUGGAUGCAAUUGGAACAAAAAGAUUUGAUUCUGAGAAAGCUGGUGACAGGGAAGUACAACGUACUAUGUUGGAAUUAUUGAAUCAAUUAGAUGGAUUUAGUUCAACUGCAAAUAUUAAAGUGAUAGCAGCUACAAACAGAGUAGACAUUUUAGAUCCAGCUUUGUUAAGAUCAGGUCGUUUGGAUAGAAAAAUAGAAUUCCCACAUCCAAAUGAGGAAGCUAGAGCACGUAUAAUGCAAAUUCAUUCACGAAAAAUGAACAUGUCUCUAGAUGUUAACUUCGAAGAAUUAUCAAGAUCUACUGAUGAUUUUAACGGCGCUCAAUGUAAAGCCGUUUGCGUUGAAGCGGGUAUGAUAGCAUUAAGGCGUAAUGCGACAGCAGUUACACAUGAAGAUUUAAUGGAAGCUAUUAAUGAAGUACAAGCAAAGAAAAAAGCUAAUCUUGACUAUUAUGCCUAAUAUGUUUUAUUCGGCGCUUUAUUUAUUAAGGUAUAUUCUAUAAUAAAUGAAAAUGAAGAGUGUAAUAAUUAUAUAAA
Habropoda laboriosa is the source of this 1464-nucleotide messenger RNA. It is a transcript of the gene Rpt5, whose product is annotated as 26S protease regulatory subunit 6A-B. The coding region runs from base 101 to 1387 and encodes 428 amino acids. The transcript is spliced from 3 exons. Gene Ontology annotation, molecular function: ATP binding; proteasome-activating activity; ATP hydrolysis activity. NCBI's taxonomy places the organism in Eukaryota, Metazoa, Arthropoda, Insecta, Hymenoptera, Apidae. Gene Ontology annotation, cellular component: proteasome regulatory particle, base subcomplex. The record is from RefSeq and is a predicted model, not a curated record. Gene Ontology annotation, biological process: proteasome-mediated ubiquitin-dependent protein catabolic process.